GGGGCGGCCCCGAUGCCUCGGGGGGGGCUCAGCGGGACCGAGCCCGGGCCCCGGCGGCGAGGAGGGACCCGUGGAGCGACACCCCCGGUGCCGGGGGAGGAGUGUGGGAGGGGGGAAGGCCGGUCCGGUUGCACGGCCCCGGGCCCGGUGCCGCGGCGGGGGCGGGGACCGGGGGGCGGGAGCGGCCGUGGGCCCGCCCGGCCCGGGGAGGCGGCGGCGGCGGCAGGUGGUGCCGAGCAGCCGCAGGACGGAGCCGGAGCCGCAGCCGCCAUUAGACAAUAGGCGCCGGCGGCGGGAGCGGCGCGGGGCGAGCGGCGCGGCCGGGGCGGGGCGGCCGCGGGGCCGGGGCGGCCGGGCCCGGCGCGGACAAAGAAGGCGGCGGCGGCGGGGGGGAGCGGAGCGGGCACCGGGGCAGGGAGCGGGACCGGGCCGCUCCGUGCGGGGCCGAGCCGCAGCCUGACAUGAUGUUUCCACAAAGCCGGCACUCGGGCUCCUCUCACCUGCCGCAGCAGCUGAAGUUCACAACCUCCGACUCCUGCGACCGCAUCAAGGACGAGUUCCAGCUCCUGCAGGCCCAGUACCACAGCUUGAAGUUGGAAUGUGACAAACUGGCCAGCGAGAAAUCCGAGAUGCAGCGUCACUACGUCAUGUACUAUGAGAUGUCCUACGGGCUCAACAUUGAAAUGCACAAACAGGCUGAAAUCGUCAAGAGGCUAAAUGGGAUUUGUGCUCAGGUCCUGCCCUACCUUUCGCAAGAGCAUCAGCAGCAAGUCCUUGGGGCCAUUGAACGGGCCAAGCAGGUCACGGCACCAGAACUGAACUCCAUCAUCCGUCAGCUUCAAGCUCACCAGCUCUCGCAGCUCCAAGCCCUCGCUCUGCCCCUGACCCCGCUGCCCGUGGGGCUGCAGCCGCCGGCGCUCCCGGCUGUCAGUGCCGGCACCGGGCUGCUCUCGCUCUCGGCGCUGGGCUCUCAGGCUCAUCUCUCCAAGGAGGACAAGAACGGCCACGACGGGGACGCCCACCAAGACGACGACGGCGAGAAGUCGGAUUAGAGCGACCGUGGGGCCGGGGGGGGGUUGGUUGUGGGGUGGGGGGGGGAGGCGGGUUAAUGCAAGAUGCAGUAUCUCUCUCUAGUUGCUGUGCAGCAGAAUCGGGGGGGCGGGGGGGGUUUGGUGGCAGCUUUUCCAGGCUUGUUCCCAUCGAGCCUGGGGGAUGAUGUCCCCAUCCCCAUCCCCGCAGCCGGGCUGCUCCGCAAGCACCAUAGCAGUGACCGUGUGGCCGAUCGUGCUCUCCCUGCGCCCAGCCUGGCUUCCCUUAUCCCUGCUCCCGAGCCACAGCCUGGCUUGGGCUGCUCCGGAGCCGCAUCCCUGCUCCUCGGUGGCUCCCCUCUGCUCUGUCCCCUCCGUGGUAUUUAAAGCUGCCCCUUGAUCUGCACAACUCCCUGCCCUGACCCCAUCUCCUCCUUGCCCAAGCGCUCUUGAUCUCGUCGCAUCGUCCCCCCUCCCUUUCCCCGUGCUCCUCCUGCACUAAUUCCAGGCCGGCACCUUGCUGUUCUGCAUGUAUCUGUUCUUAACCGGUCCCGUGGGAUUGCUCCUCGGCUGCUCCUUGGCCUCGGGGCUGGAGAUGGAGCCUCCACCACCCGCUUCCCUUUGGGAAUAGCGCCCAGCUCCGGGGGGCUCGGGCAGGCGGGCAGAGGGGCAGGCAGACCCAGAGCCGUUCCUGGUCCUUCCUCCCCAUCCCUGUGUAGAGGAUACAGCAGCUUUUCUCUGUUCUGAUCUCCGUGCGCUAGCGUGUCUUCUAAAAACCCCACAAAUGGAACAAAACAAGAGGGAAGAAUUUAACUGAAAUGAGGAUCUGGUGUUUGUAUAUAGUCCUUUAGGAAGAUCUUGGUUUGCUUUUUGUGUUUAAUCACUUCACCUGUAAUAAGAGGAACCUGAAGAUGCUGUAUCAAGGACGUACAAGCUGUGCCUUUCAAAUAAAGAAAUAAGAAGGUUGGUUAAA
Strigops habroptila (Kakapo) is the source of this 2001-nucleotide messenger RNA. It is a transcript of the gene TLE5, whose product is annotated as TLE family member 5, transcriptional modulator. Lineage: Eukaryota; Metazoa; Chordata; Aves; Psittaciformes; Psittacidae. The transcript has 7 exons. Gene Ontology annotation, biological process: regulation of DNA-templated transcription; negative regulation of canonical Wnt signaling pathway. The record is from RefSeq and is a predicted model, not a curated record. Bases 462 to 1052 code for a protein of 196 amino acids. Gene Ontology annotation, cellular component: transcription regulator complex; nucleus. Gene Ontology annotation, molecular function: transcription corepressor activity; protein binding.